Messenger RNA from Danio aesculapii, 2083 nucleotides. It is a transcript of the gene cnga2b, whose product is annotated as cyclic nucleotide gated channel subunit alpha 2b. The transcript has 6 exons. Gene Ontology annotation, biological process: monoatomic cation transmembrane transport. The record is from RefSeq and is a predicted model, not a curated record. The coding region runs from base 53 to 2074 and encodes 673 amino acids. NCBI's taxonomy places the organism in Eukaryota, Metazoa, Chordata, Actinopteri, Cypriniformes, Danionidae. Gene Ontology annotation, molecular function: protein-containing complex binding; cGMP binding; intracellularly cGMP-activated cation channel activity. Gene Ontology annotation, cellular component: plasma membrane; intracellular cyclic nucleotide activated cation channel complex.
UGGUCUAGGCCUAUAGAAUAUGUGUAUCUAACAAAACGUGUGUGUGUACAGUAUGACAGGCCAGUCAGCUCCUGAGGGAUCUCCCUGCUCUCAUCGUCUCUCUGUGCAAACUCAAGAGGAUGAGCAAGACCGCGCAGAGAGUGUGCUCAGCAGGUCUCAGUCUGCGUGUGACGACACCUCAUCUGAGCUUCAGCGAGUAGCAGCUCUUGACCCCCAAGAUGCACCAUCCAGAAACUCCUUUAGAGGAAGAGGAGCUCUGUCAAGGUUGGUCACUCUGGUUGUGACUCUAAGAGAAUGGGCACACAGGAGUCUGAUAGAGGAGGAGGAGAGACCUGAUUCUUUCCUGGAUAGAUUUCGGGGGCCUGAUGUACGAGCUCCACCCAGUCGACGGAGCAACAACCCACCAGACGCUAAUGGGAACACCAAGGGAAUCACAAAGAAACAAUGGGAGACAUUUAUAGUUGCAUCCUCUGAUGAUACAUACUACUAUUGGCUGUUCUUCAUCGCCGCUGCUGUGCUUUAUAAUUGGGUCCUGCUUGUGGCCAGAGCAUGUUUUGAUCAGCUUCAGAGUGAGACUCCUAUUGUUUGGCUAGUGCUUGACUAUAUUUGUGACUUCGUCUACAUACUGGAUUCAUGUAUUCGGUUAAGGACAGGUUAUUUGGAGCAAGGACUGCUAGUGAAGGACCUAGCCAAACUCAGAGACAGCUACAUUCAUACCUUUCAGUUCAAACUGGACGUCCUCUCCAUCCUGCCCACAGAUCUGGCGUACAUCAUUACAGGCAUCAACACCCCACAGCUACGCUUCAACCGCCUCCUGCGCUUCUCCCGCAUGUUUGAGUUCUUCAACCGAACGGAGACCAGAACCAACUACCCAAACAUCUUCCGCAUCUGGAACUUGGUUCUCUACAUCCUGGUUAUUAUCCACUGGAAUGCCUGCAUCUUCUACGCCAUUUCGAAGUCUCUAGGUUUUGGGUCGGAUGGAUGGGUUUAUCCUAACAUCUCAUCCACAGAGGAUGGAGCUCUGAGACGUAGUUACAUAUACUGCUUCUACUGGUCCACGCUAACGCUCACCACCAUUGGAGAGAUGCCGCCUCCCGUACGGGAUGAGGAAUAUGUGUUUGUGGUGUUCGAUUUUCUUGUUGGCGUUCUGAUUUUCGCCACCAUCGUGGGUAAUGUGGGUUCCAUGAUUUCCAACAUGAACGCCACACGGGCAGAGUUUCAGGCACGAAUUGAUGCUAUUAAGCAUUACAUGCACUUCCGCAAAGUCAGCCGCCAUCUUGAGACACGUGUCAUCAAAUGGUUCGACUACCUGUGGACCAAUCAGAAAGCAGUGGAUGAACAGGAAGUCUUAAAGAAUCUCCCAGACAAGCUACGUGCAGAAAUUGCUAUCAAUGUUCAUUUAACCACUCUGAAGAAAGUUCGCAUCUUUCAAGACUGCGAGGCCGGGCUGCUGGUAGAACUGGUAUUAAAACUGCGUCCUCAAGUGUACAGUCCAGGAGAUUACAUCUGUAGGAAAGGAGACAUCGGGAAAGAGAUGUACAUCAUCAAAGAGGGAAAGCUAGCAGUUGUUGCUGAUGAUGGAGUGACUCAGUUUGCAUUGCUAACAGCUGGAGGUUGUUUUGGCGAGAUUAGCAUACUUAACAUUCAGGGUAGUAAAAUGGGAAACCGCCGGACGGCUAACAUUCGUAGCAUAGGUUACUCCGACCUCUUCUGCCUUUCGAAGGAUGACCUAAUGGAGGCUGUAAUCGAAUAUCCAGAUGCUCAGAGGGUUCUGGAAGAACGUGGAAGAGAGAUUUUGAGGAAACAGGGGCUUCUGGAUGAAGGCACCGCACAGGGAGGUUUGCUUGUCAUGGACACUGAUGAGAAGGUUGAACGGCUAGAAGGCUCACUGGAUAUUCUACAAGCACGUUUUGCACGGUUGCUUGGAGAAUUUACAGCGACACAAAAAAAACUGAAGCAAAGAAUCACAGCGCUUGAGAGACAACUGUGUCAUACAGGCCUUGGGCUUGUAUCAGAUCAUGAAAUGGACGUUGAGAAUAAUGCUAACUCACCACGAACCAACUCGACUGCAUAGCUAUUAUGA